Linum trigynum is the source of this 2196-nucleotide messenger RNA. The record is from the annotation of a GenBank genome assembly. NCBI's taxonomy places the organism in Eukaryota, Viridiplantae, Streptophyta, Magnoliopsida, Malpighiales, Linaceae.
UCGAAACACUCGAAACCGAGAUAUAGCAACUACUUUGGGCCAUUGCUGGCCACUACUCCUCUCAAAGUCCCACCCACUCAAAAUCGAAACUUGAUGUCACUCCUCCUAAUAGCCUAGCCGCUCGCUUGCUUGCUGCUUCUCCUUCUCCAUUCAUAUCAUAACCCACUGCACACUCUUGACAAAUCCCUUCUUUCAUUCAUUCCCCUGCCUCUGCAAACCAAAACGUAAAGCUGACGCCUUCUCCUCUUCCCCCUCCUACGUUAACUCUCUCUCUCACUGUCUCCCGUACUCUCCUCUGUCACUUUCACCUUUCCUUCCUCUGCUCCCCCUUCUUUCUUCCUUUCUUCUACUCCUCCUUCUCCCUCACUCCAUUUCCCCCCCCACAACAACAAUUCACAAUGAGAGACAGAGGAAAAGCUCUGGAUUCGACCAACAACAACAACAAUGGCGACUUGUUCUUCCACGACGACUCUGCCGCUUACCUCCCCUGCAAGCGACACCCUUCCUCUUCCCCUCCCGUCGGAAUCUGCCCACACUGCCUCAAAGAGCGCCUCCUCACCCUGCUCUGCUCCGAUUGCGGCGAGCAGCGGCUUUCUUCCUGCUCCUGCGGCGAAAUUUCCCCCAAUCGCGCCUCGCAUUCCAGCAAUUCCAAUCUGGAAUUGGGAAGCGUCGGCCGCGUCUCCUUCCUGAUUGAGAACGAUGCUCAAUCUCAGCCUUCCUGCAGUCUUAAGCGAUCGAAUUCCAGCAAACCGCCGCUGCAGCCUUCGUCGGCGGCUGCAGCGGAAGUUCUGAUCUUGAAGCGGAGCAGCAGCAGCUGCGUGGAGAUCAAGCGCCGGAAAGGCGGGUUCUGGAAAAUCGGGAGGUUCUUCACCAGGAGGUCGAAGGACAAGGUGGGUAGUGGAAGCGGUAACGGAAUUCCGCACAGCGUCGCCGGAAUUGAAGACCGGAACGGCGACCUGUGGGUUCUCGACGGCGAUUACGCGGCUGGUGGUGGGUGCGGCGGGAUGGUUUCGAGGUCGAGAUCGUUGUGCAGCUUCAGGGGCGGCGGCGGCGGAGGUGGGUUUUUCGCGGGGUCGGAGGACGGGACGUAUUCAGGGGCGAGAAGCUCUGUUUCCGGCGCCAGGAGCUCCAUCUCCGCCGCACGGAGCUCCGGGUUCAACGGGCUGGUUUUCGACCCGGACAGGAAAAGCGGGUACAGCGAGUCAGAACCCAGGAAGAGCGGGUUCGAUGUCGUCGAGAAUCAGAAGAGGGAUUACCCGAUUCAGCGGGGUUUCUCGCUCCGCGAAGGCAAUUUCACGACCGCCGUCGACGACUCGGGAUUCAUCGACCUGAAAUUCGACUUCCAGCCGCCGUCGGAUUCGAAGCCGCCGCCGACGGAGGCGGGAGAGUACGGGAUGGCGGGAGGGGAUGGAAACGGCGGGUCUUUUCGGGUGUCGGUGAGUGACAGAGGGAUUAAGCGGAGCCGGAAGAGCUUCAAGAGCUGGAGAUGGAUUUUCCGGCAGCACCACCACAACCACCACCAUCAACAACAUAAUCAUAGUAGUAGUAGUAAUCAUGACAACAAUAAUCACCAUCUGGGUGUGAAAGGGGAACAGAAUAAUGUGGUUAAUUCGAUGUAGAUUUAUUGUUAAUUACAGCAUUAAGAAUCCUCUUUAAUGGGUAUUACUAUAUUGAUCAUGAUGCUGCUUUGGAAUUUCGAAUGUGGCGGUACUUUUUUUUUCUUUGGGCCCGGGAGAGAGCUUUAAAUUGAAGAAAGGAAAAGGGUGACCGGCCGGCCGGCGGCAAAAGCAGCUCGUUCGAAUGUGACACCUUUCUGCGGGGAGAUCGGUUCACUUUUGUGCCCCGUUUGUGAUUUUGCUGUUUCUUUCUCUUUAUUCAGCAAAAUACGAGCCUUUUUGUAUAGUGUCUUUGUGGUGUUGUGUAUGAAGUUCAUUGCAGGCCUGAAACCUGGUCUGAGCUUUGGGCCCAUGGAAUUGUACUGUACUAGACCACCCCAGGCCCAGCCUCUUAAUUCUCUACUAGGAUGGAAAGCCCGUGCUCUAAGCAGGAUUGCUGAAUAAUGUGUGACAACUGACAAGUGAGUAAAAAAAAAAAAAAAAAACACAUUAAAUAAAUUUUACGGUGACUAAUUGAGAGUGACCAACUUCAAACUGUUGAACUAAUUGUAGUGGUCACGAAUGAAAUACAAUAUUUUUA